CGACGGCGAGUGAGCCUCAGUGAGGUCACUGCCCUCCCCCUCGGAGUGCCGACCCUCCUCAGGGGUGGGGCCUGUGUCCAAUUCCAGACUCGCUCCGCCCCGCCCCCACGGGCGCCUCCUCGCGGGCCAGCCGGCGCGUCACGUGACGGGUCGGCGGCGCUGGCGGUUGCUGUCAGCUGAGAUCACGGGUUGGUGGCAGCGGCAGCCGUGGCGAUGGACUUUCUCCUGGGGAACCCGUUCAGCUCUCCGGUGGGACAGCGCAUCGAGAAAGCUACCGAUGGCUCCCUGCAGAGCGAGGACUGGGCCCUCAACAUGGAGAUCUGCGACAUCAUCAACGAGACGGAAGAAGGUCCCAAAGAUGCCUUUCGAGCAAUAAAGAAGAGAAUCACGGGGAAUAAGAACUUCCACGAGGUGAUGCUGGCUCUCACGGUCUUGGAAACCUGUGUCAAGAACUGUGGGCACCGCUUCCACGUGCUGGUGGCCAGCCAGGACUUCGUGGAGGGCGUGCUGGUGAGGACCAUCCUGCCCAAGAACAACCCACCCACCAUCGUGCACGACAAGGUGCUCAACCUCAUCCAGUCCUGGGCCGACGCGUUCCGCAGCUCGCCCGACCUGACUGGUGUCGUCGCCGUCUACGAGGACCUGCGGCGCAAGGGCCUGGAGUUCCCAAUGACUGACCUAGACAUGCUGUCGCCCAUCCACACACCCCAGCGGACCGUGUUCAGCUCAGAGACACCGUCCGGACAGAAUUCUGCGGGCACUGACGCCUCUCAUCGGGGGGAUCCCAGCCAGCACGCGGCUCCUGUGUCCACCCCAGCUGUACUCCCCAGCGACACACCCAUAACGCCAACCCCUGAGCAGAUCGGGAAGCUGCGCAGCGAGCUGGAGAUGGUGAGUGGGAACGUGAGGGUGAUGUCGGAGAUGCUGACGGAGCUGGUGCCCACCCAGGCAGAGCCCGCAGACCUGGAGCUGCUACAGGAGCUCAACCGGACGUGCCGAGCCAUGCAGCAGCGGGUGCUGGAGCUCAUCCCCCGGAUCGCCAACGAGCAGCUGACGGAGGAGCUGCUCAUCGUCAACGACAAUCUCAACAACGUGUUCUUGCGCCACGAACGGUUCGAGCGGUUCCGAACCGGCCAGACCGCCAAGGCCCCCAGUGAGGCCGAGGCGGCAGCUGACCUCAUCGACAUGGGCGCUGACCCAGCAGCCACUGGCGGCCUCUCGUCCCAGCUGGCAGGAAUGAACCUGGGCUCCAGCAGCGUGAGGGCUGGCCUGCAGUCUCUGGAGACCUCCGGCCGCCUGGAGGACGAGUUUGACAUGUUUGCCCUAACACGGGGCAGCUCCCUGGCUGACCAACGGAAAGAGGUAAAAUAUGAAGACCCCCAAGCGACGGACGGCCUGGCUGGAGCCCUGGACGCCCGGCAGCAGAGCACCGGCGCGAUGGGAGGCGGCAGUGAGAAGAGCCUCGGGGACUGGAUGGUGAGACAAGGCAUGAUCCCCGUCACCCAGGCCUGCCUCAUGGAGGACAUCGAGAAGUGGCUGUCCACUGACGUGGGGAACGAUGCGGAGGAGUCCAAGGGCGUCACCAGCGAAGAAUUUGACAAGUUCCUGGAAGAACGGGCCAAAGUGGCCGAUCGGUUGCCCAGCCUCUCCAGCCCCUCAGCUGAGGGACCCCCAGGGCCCCGCCCCGGCGCCGCCCCUCGAAAGCAGACCCAGGAGAAAGACGACGACAUGCUGUUUGCCUUAUGAGCAGGCUGGCACCCUGCGCCCGGCCGCGGCUCCCACCCCUGGCUGGGCCUCUCCCUCCCUCGGUGUCAAGGCUGCUUGGGGUGGCGUGUUACCCCUUCUCUCCUCGAGGCUGGGCCAGGUUUGGGGAGUGGGAAGGCAGCAGGUGAACUGGGCGAGCAGGGCAGUUCCUCGUUGGGAUCCUGGCCACUCCUGCCUCCCCCCACCCCAGCCGACCACUCUGACUCUGCUGAGACCCGGAAGCCUGGACAGCAGGCUGGCUGCUUGGUUGCCCCGGUGACUCGUGCCCUGGGUGACCCAUCCCAGAGGAGCCCUCCGGAGCCCGCACUGCCAGCCGAGGCCUGGCCGGAAGCUGGAAACAGAAGCUUCUGUUGCAGCCUCUGGUCCCUUCCCUGGCCCUGCCGCGUGGAGCCCGAGGCUCUGGCCAGCUGUUGAGGGCGGGGGGUGUGGCCCAGCUGCUCGCCGUCCAGGUACGAAGCUGCACUUGGUGGGGCAGAGCGCCCGGCCCUGGCUGCAGGGGAGGGUUCGGGGCAUGCCUGGCGCACCUGCAGCCCCACCGUCUCCUCCACUGCCUUUCCCCUUCCCCUUCCCCUUCCCCUUCCUGCCCGCCGGGCAUGGGCCCCCACCUGUUGGUUGAUCCUCUUGUACUGGGAGAGGUACCUUUACGUCCCCAAUUAAAGGUAGAAAACCA
Molecule: messenger RNA, 2434 nt
Organism: Eptesicus fuscus (big brown bat)
Lineage: Eukaryota; Metazoa; Chordata; Mammalia; Chiroptera; Vespertilionidae
Gene: TOM1
Product: target of myb1 membrane trafficking protein
Exons: 16
Coding region: 214-1746 (510 amino acids)
Biological process (GO): signal transduction
Cellular component (GO): membrane; endosome
Molecular function (GO): clathrin binding; ubiquitin binding; phosphatidylinositol binding
Source: RefSeq, a predicted model, not a curated record